AUGAGAGGCACCGGGCUCGGCAACCCAUUCCCCAUGGGGAAGAGAGGCACCGACGAGGCGCUGCGCGACCAGGUAUGCGAGGCAUUCGACACGUGGCUCCGGCUGCGCACCGUUCCCGCCUCGGCCGUGUGGGACACUAGAUCCACGCCAGCGCUCAUCCGACAGGCCAACGGGCAGCCCUUCUCACAGGAGAUCGCCCCUCGACGCUCCGACGAAGCUAGGACGGGGAACGACGCCGUCGUGGCGAUGCGGGCCGCGCUGAACGGCCGCGGCAACGCCAAGGUGGUGCGGCUCGGAUGCUCGCCCUCGUGUCGAGAGGGGAGGCUGUGCCACGGGGACAGCCUCGCAGCCAUGGCGCGAGAGCUCAUCGGCGUACGAGACGAGCGGCGCAGAGAGGGGCAGCAACGUGGAGACGCCCCAAAGCCACGCAAGCCGAGGGCAGACAAAGGGGUGCCGAGAGGCCCGCGAGCCCUCAAAGGCACAACGGCAUACCAGAUCGGGCACCUCAGUCUACUGCGGUUUCGGCACGGGCACGAGAGGCAAGUGUCACAGCGGACCCUCGACGCGGUGCGCGAAGCGCAGGGAGCUGGGGUCGAGCCGUGGAACACGGCAGAGCACGACAAGGCAGUCCACGGCCCAACGCCCGAAGGCGGGACGACGAACCCGAUGGAGAGCGAGCCGCCAGCGAGCGAGACGUACGACGACGAGGGAGACGACGAGAGAGAUAAGAGCGCCGCGGCGGACGACGAGAUGGCCUUUAUCGACGAUGAGUUCUUCGAGCUUCCCGACGCGGCAACGGAGGGAGAGGCGGAGGGCGGGGGAAGCCAGAGUCAGUACAGCCAACAGAGCCAGGGGGGCGAGAGCGAGGGGAGCCAGAGCAGCCAGGGCAGCCGACGGACAGCGCACCGAAGGUCGCGGAAAAAUCGACAAGCCGCGGAACGAUUCAUGGACCGACUCCGUUUCGAACUCCUACAAGGAGGCAGCGGCGGGGACGGACACAGACACCCGGAAGACGCCAACGACGGCGACGAAGAUGGAGAGAGGAGCGAGGACGAAGAGAUGCCCGACCGCACAACAGAGCCAGGGCCGAGCGAGCAACCACCCGAAACGGGCCAUCCAAACGAAGGCAGCCAGACAGACGACGAAUUCACAGUGAUGGACGUAGAAGAGGAACAACCAGAGGACGAGGCGCCCCAGCCGCCGAGGAAGCGAGGGCGCUUUGAGAAUGAACGUAGCGAUUCGAUGAGUCAGGGAGGGGGGGCGAGCCAGCAGCAUCACGAGGGCGAGGAGCCGAUGACGAAGACACAGAGACAGCGCCAACGCCAGCGGAGGCAGGGAUCGCACCGGAAGCCACCCGUCAAGUUCAGACGCUAA
Molecule: messenger RNA, 1374 nt
Organism: Emiliania huxleyi CCMP1516
Lineage: Eukaryota; Haptophyta; Isochrysidales; Noelaerhabdaceae
Exons: 1
Coding region: 1-1374 (457 amino acids)
Source: RefSeq, a predicted model, not a curated record